AUGGAUGGGCUUUUGCGCGUUGGUGGCCGGCUGCGUAAAGCAUCAUUACCGGCAGAAUCAGAGCACCAGAUUAUUCUUCCGAAAGAAGAUCACGUUACCAGAGUGACUAUCGACGAUUACCACAGGGCAUGCGGCCAUUCCGGUAGAGAGCACGUUCUAGCUUCCAUUAGGCAGAAAUUCUGGAUCACCCAAGGAAGUUCAGCUGUGAAAAGUGUUCUGGGGCAGUGUGUCAGUUGCCAUCGCCGCCAGGCACCACUUUGCCAACAGAAGAUGGCCGAUUUACCAGAAGAUCGCGUGCUGGCCGAGAAGCCACCUUUUACAUCAGUGGGUGUGGAUUAUUUUUGCCCAUUCCAAGUCCGUCGUGGGCGGAGUCUCGUGAAGAGGUAUGGCGUGAUCUUCACAUGUCUAGCAAUCCGUGCCGUGCACCUCGAAAUUGCACAUGGCCUAGGUACGGACUCGUUCCUAUCGGCUUUGCGACGUUUCAUUGCAAGAAGAGGCCAAGUGAGGCAGAUCUAUUCGGAUAACGGGUCAAACUUAAUUGGUGGUGAGAAGGAGCUGCGUGACGCUAUUUCAGAUUGGAAUCAGGAAAAGAUACACAAUUCCCUGUUACAAAAGGACAUCAAAUGGUACUUCAAUCCUCUUUAUGGUUCCCACUUUGGAGGUAUUUGGGAGAGAUGCAUCCGAACCGUUCGGAAGAUUCUACAAGCGCUGCUGCGAGAGCAAACUACGGACGACGAGAGCCUGGCCACCUUAAUGUGCGAAGUGGAGAGUGUCAUGAACAGCUGA
Molecule: messenger RNA, 786 nt
Organism: Stylophora pistillata
Lineage: Eukaryota; Metazoa; Cnidaria; Anthozoa; Scleractinia; Pocilloporidae
Biological process (GO): DNA integration
Molecular function (GO): nucleic acid binding
Source: RefSeq, a predicted model, not a curated record